Alternaria burnsii is the source of this 1968-nucleotide messenger RNA. RefSeq names its product plastidic glucose transporter 4. Gene Ontology annotation, biological process: transmembrane transport. The transcript is spliced from 5 exons. NCBI's taxonomy places the organism in Eukaryota, Fungi, Ascomycota, Dothideomycetes, Pleosporales, Pleosporaceae. The coding region runs from base 1 to 1968 and encodes 655 amino acids. The record is from RefSeq and is a predicted model, not a curated record. Gene Ontology annotation, molecular function: myo-inositol:proton symporter activity. Gene Ontology annotation, cellular component: membrane.
AUGUCUGGUCGCAAACCCGACAUCGAAGCUACAGAGCCUGCCUUCUCAUCGUCAGGUAGCAGCAAGUCCGACCUUGGUACUACACAGCACCACGAACAUACCGGACCUGGUCAGCACCGACAAGCUUCCGUUGCCGCAAAGCUUCGAAAUCCAUUGGCAGGUCUUAGCGAAGAACAGGUUAUAGCCGAUGUAGACGCGUGGUGUGUUGAAAAGGGCCUGCAAGCGGACCAGGACGCGUUUCGCAAGGGCGCGCUCAUCGCUCGAGUAGGGCAAAGAGACGAUGGCUUCGAAUAUGUCGAUCAACUGUCGACAGAAGAGAAAGAUUUACUACGGCAUGAGAUCAAUCAUCGAUGGUCUCAGCCUAAAAUGCUGUACUUCUUGGUUGUACUCUGUGCUGGCUCUGCCAUCGUACAGGGUAUGGACCAAACAGCCGUCAACGGCGCUCAGGGAUUCUACUUUGAGGAAUUCAACAUCGGACCGGACCAAGUCUGGCUUCGAGGUCUGCUUAAUGGAGCCCCGUAUCUCUGCUCUUGUCUCAUCGGUUGCUGGUCCAAUGCGCCUCUUAACAAGUAUUUCGGACGUCGUGGUACCAUCUUCAUCUCCUGUAUCAUUUCCUUCAUCACCGGUAUCUGGAUGGCAGCUGCCGAUAGCUGGCCAAAUCUCCUCGUGGCGCGCUUCAUGCUCGGUUUCGCGGUUGGCGCAAAGUCAUCGACAACUCCUGUCUACGCAGCCGAAUCUGCGCCCAAGACCAUCCGUGGAGCACUUACCAUGAUGUGGCAGAUGUGGACGGCAUUCGGAAUCAUGCUGGGUUUCAUCGUUUCCGUUGCAUUCCAGAACGUGACGAUUAUUGGCGGACCAACUUCUCCAUGGAGGUGGAUGUUAGCCUCCACCAGUAUUCCUCCAAUGAUUGUCUGCAUCCAAGUAUACUUUUGCCCAGAAUCACCGCGCUGGUACAUGGAGAAGGGCAAGUUCGACAAAGCUUUCCACGCACUUUGCCGACUGCGUAAGCACAAGAUACAGGCUGCACGCGAUAUGUACUACGCGUACAAGCUUCUCGAGAUCGAGACCGCUGAGCGGGAAGGUAGGAAUGCGUUCAAAGAGUUCUUCACUGUCCGUCGCAAUCGUCGCGCCGCACAGAGUGCUUUCUUUGUUAUGUUCAUGCAACAGUUCUGCGGAGUCAACGUCAUCGCCUAUUAUAGUACCGCGAUCUUCGAAGAAGCUGGCUUCACGACAUCCGAGGCUUUGCUUACGUCUAUGGGUACUGGCAUAACGAAUUUCCUUUUCGCGAUCCCAGCAAUCUAUACGAUUGAUACCUUUGGACGAAGGAAUCUACUACUCACCACAUUCCCACUUAUGGGUCUUUGUCUUCUCUGGUGCGGAUUAUCCUUCUACCUACCGGAGAACCCCGAUGGCACACCAACUCAGCAACGUCUUGGUUCAAUCGCCGCUGCUAUCUACACAUUCAUGGCUGUCUACUCGCCUGGCGAAGGCCCAGUGCCCUUCACAUACUCGGCCGAAGCGUUCCCGCUUCAUCUACGCGACGUUGGAAUGUCUUUCGCCACUGCAACAUGUUGGGGAUUCAACUUCAUAUUGUCCCUCACCUGGCCUGCCCUUAGCGCCGCUUUCACGCCGACUGGUGCGUUCUGUUGGUAUGCAGCUUGGAACUUCUUUGGUUUCUUCUACGCCUACUUCUUCCUACCAGAGACCAAGGCUCUUACUCUGGAAGAACUCGAUACUGUUUUCGACGUGGGUAACCGCCAGUUCUCGGCCUACUAUAGUAAGAAGUUGCCAUGGUACUUGAAGAAACACGUUCUACGUCAGGAUGUUGCGCCAAUGGAGCCGCUUUUUGAGUUCCACGAGACAGGCUCCCGUGCUGACUACGUUAAUGAACCUAUUGGUGGUGGCGGUGGAGCUGGUGCGGUGGAAGACAAGAACAUCGUAGAGAAGGACGAGGUGACCAAGAUGUGA